Messenger RNA from Aspergillus nomiae NRRL 13137, 1416 nucleotides. RefSeq names its product T6SS phospholipase effector Tle1-like catalytic domain-containing protein. The transcript has a single exon. The record is from RefSeq and is a predicted model, not a curated record. Bases 1 to 1416 code for a protein of 471 amino acids. Lineage: Eukaryota; Fungi; Ascomycota; Eurotiomycetes; Eurotiales; Aspergillaceae.
AUGAAAAAUGCUGCUAUUGGCUCCUCCCUUGGCGAACAUAUUAUGGGGGGUUAUUUGUUCCUCAUGCGACAUUACUCCCCCGGUGACCAGUUAUAUUUGUUCGGUUUCGGCCACGGCGCUCAUGUUUCGCGCGUUCUAGCUGAAAUGCUGGAUUAUACCGGUGUGCUCCUAGAAGGAGAUAAGAAACAGGUCCAUCUUGUUUGGAAGACUUUCGCUAAGUGGCAGCAGCAGCGCAGUGAUAGCGAGGGGCAACGGAGGAGGAAGAAGAAGCUCUUUGGAUAUCUCGAGGCCUUCCGGGAAGCCUUCUGCCGCCCAAUCACGCGUAUUAAAUUCAUGGGUCUGUUUGACUCUGUUCAUACUGUGCCAUGGUUUGAGCUUCCAGGUAUGCGCAGAACUAAGUUCCUACAUACUCCUCGCACUUCUAGUAGGGUCAUCCGGCAUGCCGUGGUGAUCGAUGAGCGCCGCGCUAUGUAUCGAGAGGACUUGAUAUCAACCAUCGAACAUGACCAGGGCCCAAGUGAGCUGAGUACAGGACGGCUUCGGCCAAACGAACGACCUUCGGAAGGGUCUGAGCCACGACCCUACGGCUCUUCCUCCUCUGAUACCGAGAGUAUUUCAAAUCACCAAUGCCAGGGAUACCACGCAUCUGGAUCCAAAUACAAUUUGCGAAGAAAAGGCCGGACUGUGCUGAUGCUAGCUAGAGCUCCAGAGGAAUGGGAGUCACAAAGUGGAACAUCAGGGCUCUCGGCUGCACAUCCAGAUGCUGUUAGCCUGGUAGAAGACAAUGAUGAUGACGGUAAUGGUGACCAAGACAUCCAAGAAAUGUGGUUCGCCGGAGAUCACGCAGAUAUUGGUGGUGGUUACAAAGUCAGCAAAGAUGAAACGUGGCCCCUCAGCCACAUUCCGCUGGUUUGGAUGGUCCAGGAAGCGAAACGCGCGGGACUCCAAUUUGACGAGCAAAAGCUCAAACGUUUCGAGUGUCGGGAGGAAUCCUUCGGUGGAUCAUCCCAUAUUCGAACGGGAUCCCGGCAUUCCGAGCACUUAUCACCUUAUCCAAACCACCACUCUGAGGGCCUGACCAGUACUCAAAGAGUGGCAUCCGAUAGCACGCUCAAUCAGACGGACCUCUCCUCCUGGAGUUCCAGCCACACAGCUCUUGAGCUCUCUAGAAAUGAAGGAGUACUCCCUGACCCAUUAGCAUUCAACAACGACCUGUCUACAGUGUCUGUGCUGAAGAGAUGUCUUUUGGAGUACUUGCCGCUUCGUCGCGUGAAAUUGCAGUCGGACGAGUCGUGGAGACCUAUUCGAUGGCCUCCUUCCCGUGGAACCGCCCGCAAUAUUCCCCGGGAUGCUCAGAUUCAUGUAUCUGUGGGGCGUCGUACUGAUGCCAAUCCAAACUGUCGCCAGGGAAUCUGA